GUCUCAAGUAGGCACUUGAUUCCAGGAGCUGGGGCUGAGAGGACCACCCCCGCCAGUUCUGCAUGACUGGUGAUUAAAAUCGCCAGCAUCCUCAAGGCUGCAGCUGGGGAUGCACACAGGGGACCCCAACUUCAAGCGUCUUGAUGGUCAUCAAAAUAGUUUCGUGAGUUAUAAAACCAGGAUUUUUUUCUGCAUCAUGGAACUGGAGGAGAUAUGAAGACUGCCUUCUUGAGAUAUUCUUGGACUAUUGUCACUAAGCAUCUGGCAUUGGUCACCAUUGGAUGACAGAUUCCGGGGUAGAUGGACCAUUGAUCUAAUCCAGUAUGGUCAUUCUUAUGUCCUUAUAAUGAAGAAAACGCUCAAAAUCUUCAACUGGCCUGAGUGAGAGAAGAAGGGAGAAGGCUGAAGGGGACUGCUGCAGAGAGUGGGACAGAGAGGCCCUAACACUCCACAUCCCAGUAGAGACUUCUAUCAAGUGGUGAUUUUAUGCAAUGGCAUCAAGCCACAGUUCUUCACCAGUGCCUCAGCCAAACAGCAGAGAUGCUUUCUUUAAAAAGGAAAUGGAUUCUGCUAAACGCUUUCGACCUGUACAGUCACUGCCUGAUGUAUGUCCCAAGGAACCUACAGGUGAUCCUAAUAGUUUAAGUGACAGCCCAUCUCUAGUUGCAGAUCAGCAUAGAUGGACAAUUUAUCAUUCCAAAGUAAAUCUCCCAGCGGCGCUAAAUGAUCCUAGGUUGGCAAAAAGGGAAUCCGAUUUCUUUACAAAAACAUGGGGACAGGACUUUGUGGACACAGAAGUCGCACCUUCAUUCUACCUCCCACAGAUCAACAAGGAAAAUUUUGCAUUAUAUCAACAGGAAAUAAUUCAGAGAGAGAAGAUUCAUGAAAGAUGCAAGAAUAUUUGUCCUCCUAAAGAUACCUUCGACAGGACUCUAUUACAUACUCAUGAUAAAUCCAGGACAGAUCUGGAACAAGUACCUAAGAUUUUUAUGAAACCAGAUUUUGCCUUGGAAGAUUCCUUAACGUUUAAUGCCGUUUUACCAUGGUCUCACUUUAAUACUUCUGGAGGAAAAGGAAAUCGUGAUGCAGCUUCCUCAAAGUUGCUGCAAGAAAAGCUGAGCCAUUAUCUGGAUAUUGUGGAAGUAAAUAUUGCUCAUCAAAUUUCUCUACGCUCAGAAGCAUUUUUUCAUGCAAUGACCUCUCAGCAUGAAUUGCAGGACUACCUCAGGAAAACCUCCCAGGCUGUAAAAAUACUUCGAGAUAAAAUCGCCCAAAUUGAUAAAGUAAUGUGUGAAGGAUCUCUUCAGGUUUUAAGACUGUCACUCACCAGAAAUAACUGUGUGAAAGUGUACAAUAAACUGAAGUUAAUGGCUACUGUACACCAAACGCAGCCUACAGUACAGCUGUUGUUGUCCACCUCUGAAUUUGUUGGCGCAUUGGACUUAAUAGCAACAACGCAGGAGGUACUUCAGCAGGAACUUCAGGGCGUUCACAGUUUCCGGCAUCUUGGAUCACAGCUUUGUGAGUUAGAAAAACUCAUAGAUAAAAUGAUGAUUGCAGAGUUUUCUGCUUAUGCUCGUAGUGAUUUAAAUAGACCAUUUGAAGAGGACUGUCAUAUUCUAGAAGAGGAAAGACUUGUCUCACUAGUAUUUGGACUUUUAAAACAAAGAAAGCUCAAUUUUUUUGAAAUAUAUGGUGAUGAAAUGAUUAUUACAGCAAAGAACAUAAUUAAACAGUGUGUGGUUAGCACGGUAUCGCAGAUAGAGGAGAUAGAUACAGAAGUUGUUGUUAAGCUUGCAGAUCAAAUGAGGAUGAUGAAUUUUCCUCAGUGGUUUGAUCUACUGAAGAAUAUUUUUUCUAAAUUUACUGUCUUUCUCAAAAGAAUUAAGGCAACGUUAAAUAUUAUUCGUAGCGUGGUUCUCUUGGUUCUAGACAAGAACCAAAGGACCAGGGAACUGGAGGAAACUUCAGUACAGAAGAACCCUGCAAAAGACAAUGCUGUGGAUACAGAUGUAGCUUAUCUGACUCACGAAGGCAUGUUUAUAAGCGAUGCAUUCGGUGAGGGGGACUUCCCAUCUGUAGCAGUUGACACUACCUCUCAAAGAAAUACUUCUCCAAACAGUGAGCCCUGCAGCAGUGAUUCAGUAUCUGAGCCAGAAUGCACUACUGACUCUUCGUCCAGCAAAGAACAGAUGCCAUCUUCUGUUAUACCAGGGGGAAUAGAGAUUAUGAUCAGUGAAGAUAUGAAACUGACUGAUCUGGAGCUGGAAAAACUGGCAAAUAACAUUCAAGAGCUACUUUAUAGUGCCUCUGACAUCUGCCAUGAUCGUUCUGUCAAGUUCCUCAUGGCAAGAGCAAAGGAUGGCUUCCUGGAGAAGUUGAAUUCCAACGAGUUUGUUUCCCUGUCUCAAUUAAUGGAAGGGUUUAUCUUAGACACUGAACGGAUCUGUGGCAGAAAAAGUAUGUCAUUGCGAGGAGCACUUCAGAGUCAAGCCAAUCGAUUUGUGAAUAGAUUUCAUGAGGAGAGAAAAACAAAACUCAGUUUGCUGCUAGAUAAUGAGCGCUGGAAGCAAGCUGAUGUUCCUGCUGAGUUUCAAGAUCUUGUUGAUUCUGUAUCAGAUGGCAAAAUUAUUCUACCUGAAAAAAAAGCAGGUGCUGCUGAAGAAAGAAAGCCAACUGACGUCCUUAUUGUUGAAGAACAAAAGUAUGCUGUGGUUGGGACAGUGUUGCUAUUACUAAAAAUAAUACUUGAGUACUGCCAGUGUGUGGAUAACAUCCCUUCUGUUACUACUGACAUGCUCACUCGUCUGUGUGAUUUAUUGAAGUAUUUCAACUCCAGAAGCUGCCAGCUAGUUCUCGGAGCAGGUGCAUUGCAAGUUGUUGGUUUGAAAACAAUAACUACAAAAAAUUUAGCUCUCUCUUCACGCUGCCUGCAGCUAAUCGUACACUACAUUCCUAUUAUCAGGACUCAUUUUGAAGCUCGACUGCAGCCUAAACAAUUUAGCAUGCUCAGGCAUUUUGACCACAUCACUAAGGAUUAUCAUGACCACAUAGCUGAAAUUUCAGCAAAGCUUGUAGCCAUAAUGGAUAGCUUAUUUGACAAACUGUUAUCAAAGUAUGAGGUGAAAGCGCCUGUUCCUUCAGCCUGCUUCAGGAAUAUUUGUAAGCAAAUGGCAAAGAUGCAUGAAGCUAUAUAUGACCUCCUCCCUGAGGAGCAAACACAGAUGUUGUUUUUAAGAAUUAAUGCAAGCUACAAACUUCAUUUGAAGAGGCAGCUGGCCCAUUUAAACGUAGUCAAUGAUGGAGGACCUCAGAAUGGAUUGGUUACAGCAGAUGUAGCUUUUUACACUGGAAACCUUCAAGCUUUGAGAGGCCUUAAAAAUCUGGACCUAAACAUGGCUGAGAUCUGGGAUCAGAAGAGGUGAUAAUCUACUGGAACGAGUCAGUUGGUUCUGACCACCAAAUGUCUUGCUUUCAAGAAGCUUGAGGUGAAUAUUUAUGAGCGGAGUCCAUGAGAGGAUGCUAUUGAUAUUUGGGGAAACUAGAUUCAGCGUGAGCUGCAGGGAGUGACUGACUUUUUGUGUCCUUCAGCAAGAAACAAGGGAUCAGCUGUCUGUGCAAUUUUUUUUUCCAUUCUCUCUGGAAACAGACUCAGGUUUCUUUGGACCAAAUCCAAACAAACACAUAGCUGUAACACAGCUGUAGUUGUCUAGAAUGCUCUGUAUAGCUUUAUAUUAAAAAGAUGCUUUGCAUUUCCUCUAGUGCAAUGAAAUUCACAUGGUGUCCCACCUUAUUUAAUGAUGGUAUAAUAUAAAAUCUUGCAGUUGAAUUCAGUAGAAAAUGUUUUUCUCUAUGAAACUGCUGUUUUAAAAUUUAUUUUUUUACAGAUCUUUAUAAGAAAUAAAUGGCUCAAUUGCUUGCAUGUAGGGAGUAGAUGUUCCAGGGUAUUUCUUUCAAUUAGGCUCUGAACUGCUACCAGAAGAUACAACUUUAGUAAACAGUAUGUUCACUUAAGCCAUUAUCUAUUGGAUAGAUUUUAAAAUGAUAAUCAUUAGUGCUGAUAGAUACUUCAAACUGAUGCCAAUCCUGCACCUAUGGGCAGACUAAAUCAUUGGUUUGGUCUCUCCCCAUCCCCUCUCCCACAAUUUUUAGACAAGUGUAAUUGAGUGCAUACAUUAAGGAAAGAGGGGUGGGGUAAAAAGAGCAGAAUUAAAAGUUUUAGGCUGCUGUCAUCUGUGUUACACUACUGCUGUGAAUGGGAGAGGUGAUGACUGAAACUAGUUUAGGUUGAUUGAAUGAAGACUCUUUAAUACUACCUUUUAAGUCUGGAAGCUGCCAGUACUAAGUAAAAGUGCCUGUGUAUAUCACCUCCACAACUUUUUACCUAAACAUAGUCUGAGUGCCUAACCUUGUAAUGAUUACAUAUGGAGUGGUCUACAGUGUUUGUGUGCCUAUCUAUCUGUUAGCAUAACAGAUGUCAUUGUCAAUCAAAAUAAAGCUGUCAACUCAC
This is a messenger RNA of Gopherus flavomarginatus (Mexican gopher tortoise), 4510 nucleotides long. It is a transcript of the gene VPS54, whose product is annotated as VPS54 subunit of GARP complex. Gene Ontology annotation, cellular component: GARP complex. Gene Ontology annotation, biological process: retrograde transport, endosome to Golgi; Golgi to vacuole transport. Gene Ontology annotation, molecular function: syntaxin binding. The record is from RefSeq and is a predicted model, not a curated record. The coding region runs from base 492 to 3425 and encodes 977 amino acids. NCBI's taxonomy places the organism in Eukaryota, Metazoa, Chordata, Testudines, Testudinidae. The transcript has 25 exons.